Gadus chalcogrammus (walleye pollock) is the source of this 4474-nucleotide messenger RNA. It is a transcript of the gene tanc2b, whose product is annotated as tetratricopeptide repeat, ankyrin repeat and coiled-coil containing 2b. Gene Ontology annotation, cellular component: dendritic spine. Gene Ontology annotation, biological process: regulation of dendritic spine morphogenesis. Lineage: Eukaryota; Metazoa; Chordata; Actinopteri; Gadiformes; Gadidae. Gene Ontology annotation, molecular function: protein binding. The record is from RefSeq and is a predicted model, not a curated record.
UGGGGCACACUUGCGCUGACUCCAUUCAGUGACUUCAUGUUGUUAAAUAUUCCCUCUCUACUUCAGUGCAUGUUUACGCUCUGGGAGAAGUAGCACAGUCCCCCAUCGACACUGGUGGUGUCGUUAUGGCAGCACUGGUCUGGUUUGCAAUCGGACUUCGACCGAGAAUUGCGUUCGUCUGGAGCAUUUUGCAGCGGUGUGUGUUUUUGUGAACGGGGCUAAGCAUACAGGGACAUGGAAGUGUUAUCGGGCUGUUUAGUUGAACGAACCACACGGAGCGCUGCAGAGGGAGAGAGAGAGGUCGAGAGAGAGUGACAGAGUGAGUGUGUGUGUGAGCGAGAGAGAUAGAGAGAGAGAGGGGAGAGCGAGAGAACGGGGGAACUAGCAAGCAGCAGCAGCAGCAGCAGCAGCUGCUACGAAGAGACACCAAAUGUGAUGCCUGAGGUCUGAGGAGCGGAGAUAAAGUCUGACGAAGAAAAAAGGACGAGCUGCCAACGGUGGAGAGGGAUCUGGGCUAUGGUUCUGCCCAGUGGAAUGUAGCGCCUUGCUGCCCUCAAAGCACGAUUCAGAGACCUGCUGACCGGCACCUCAUGGUUUCUCUAUAGGGUGGUCUGGGGAGUCUGCUUCUACCAUGUUCAGGAACAGCUUGAAGAUGCUGCUGACAGGGGGCAAGGCCAACCGCAAGAGUCGGGGCAGUGAUGGUGGGACCGAGGACCCUGGAGACCCCCGCUCGCCUCUAGACCACCCGCUGAGCCACCGCGGUCGUGGUGGCAGUAUAGACAGUGACUGUGCCUUCGACGGAGACUACGGCGUGCCCCCCCUGUCCAUGACCGAGGGCAUGCAGCACAUCCGCAUCAUGGAGGGCGUGUCGCGCUCGCUGCCCUCCUCCCCCCUGCUGGCCCACCAGGCCGUCAACGUCCGCCUGCAGCCCGUGAAGAAGAUCACAGCCCCUCUGCGGAAAGCAAAGUUUGUGGAGAGCCCUCGAAUUCCUCAGUCAGAGCUUGGCUCCCCUACACACACCUCUACUACUGCCAAGAACCCUGAUCUGGACGCAUAUCGCCCUGGGGAGUCAGGUCCAGAACUGGGGCCCCCUCCAUCGGUGGAUGAGGCAGCCAACACAUUGAUGACGCGCCUGGGCUUCCUACUGGGAGACAAAGGCAGCGAGGGCCCAGCUGGUACCCAGUACAGCAUGGACGAGCCUGAGGACAGACAGGUAACGGCUGACCACCGCUAUCGAGCCACAACGCCAGAUGAGAUGAUCAUUCCCUUGGUGUCUGCGGUAGAGACCACCCAGAUCAAAAGAUACCUCGUUCAGGUGCCCUUCAGCACCUCUGGAGGUUACACUUCUUCAUCAGGGAUCAACUGCCACUCCACUUCUGAGCUCAGGAUCUGGGUGAAUGGUCUCCACUUGGACCCCAAGUGGCAGAGACACAAGAUGGUGUCCGGAACACAGCGGCAGACCUUCUCUCUCGCCAAGGGCAACCCCCCGGAGAGAGCCUCCCUCUCCCUGACGGACAAGGAGGGUCUGACGGCCCUGAGCUGGGCGUGUCUGAAGGGUCACCUCCCGGUGGUGCGCUGCCUGGUGGAGAGUGGCGCCGCCUCAGACCACGCCGACAAGAACGGUCGCACCCCCCUGGACCUGGCCGCCUUCUACGGGGACUCGGAGGUGGUGCAGUUCCUCGUGGACCACGGGGCCAUGAUAGAGCACGUGGACUACAGCGGCAUGCGGCCCCUCGACCGCGCCGUGGGCUGCAGGAACACCUCAGUGGUGGUGGCCCUGCUCAAGAAAGGAGCCAAGAUAGGAUGUCAGACGCUGCCCAACCGGCCUCGAGGUCCGGCCACGUGGGCCAUGGCCACCUCCAAGCCCGACAUCAUGAUCAUCCUGCUCAGCAAGCUGGUGGAGGAGGGAGACGCCUUCUACAAGAAGGGGAAGGUGAAGGAGGCAGCUCAGCGCUACCAGUACGCCCUCAAGAAGUUCCCCCGUGAGGGCUUCAGCGAGGACCUCAAGGCCUUCAGGGAACUCAAAGUGUCUCUCUUCCUCAACCUGUCCCGAUGUCGCCGGAAAAUGAACGACUUUGGGAUGGCGGAGGAAUUUGCGACCAAGGCGCUGGAGCUGAAGCCCAAGUCGUACGAGGCGUACUACGCCCGGGCCCGCGCCAAGCGGAGCAGCAGACAGUUCCCUGAAGCUCUCGACGACCUCAACGAAGCCAUGAGGCACUGCCCCAACAACCGGGAGAUCCAGAGGCUGCUGCAGCGGGUGGAGGAGGAGUGUCGGCAGUUCGACCAGGAGGAGGAGGAGAUGGGCGGGCAGCCACAGCUGCAGCUGCAGCUCCAGCUCCAGCUGCAGCAGCAACAGCAGCUCCUGGAGCUGGAGCCUCCCCCCUCCCCUCCCCCCACGCCCCCCCCCGAGGAGCUGGGGGACGAGGAGUGCCUCUCCCUGUCCAUGCCCCUGCCCCCCCCGCCGGAGCCCCGGCUGGAGGACAUGGAGCCCGUGCAGGACCUGUUUGAGGACGACGACUACCUGGAGCAGGAGCUGGAGGCCAUGUCCCUGGGCCUGCCUCCGCCCGACUCCCACUCCAACACCUGCUCCAGCCUGCCCAUCAUCCACAGCCCGCCGCUGUCCCCCACGCACCCCGACCACGCCUACCUGUCCGGGGUGUCCCCCAUGGGGCAGCCGUACGAGUACCACCCCACCGCCUCCUCCAUGUCCUCGCCCACCCACUGCACCUACCAGUCCGCCUCGCCCUCCCUCUCGCCCACGCACCACAACUCCCACUACCGCCACAGCCCGCCGCACACCUCCCCGGUGCACCUGGCGUCCUACCGCUACAGCCCGCCUGGGGGCGGCGGCGGCCAGGGCAUGGAGCACCAGAGCCCGCCCCCCUCGCCGCUGCGCCGCUCGGCCCAGUACCGGGUGAGCCCGCCGGCCGAGGGCGUGUGCCUGUACCGCUCGCAGUCGGGCUCCCCCGUGCGCUACCAGACGGAGCAGCAGCCGCCCGGCCGGCCCAAGUCGCCGCUGUCCAAGCUGGCCAGCCAGCGCUCCUUCCAGCUCAGCUCGCAGCCCUCGCUGUCCUCCCAGCACCACCAGGCGCAGGGCCUGCGCCUGCAGCCCUCCAUCGCCCAGAUCGUGCGCACCAGCCAGCCCAACAGCGGCUACGUGGGCCAGAUGGGCCACAGCAUGGGCAGCCGCUACCCGGGCGGCGGCGGCGGCGGCGGCGGCGGCGGCGGCGGCGGCGGCGGGGAGAUGGAGAGCCGGCUGAUGUACCAGCCCUCCCUGGACGGGCGGCCCAUGGCGCAGGUGCAGGCCAGCCUGAGCGCCGGGGCCCUCUGUCAGCACGGGGGCCGAGGAGGGGUCAUGGAGCCCAACCUGUUGAAGGAAGAGCCGCCCCAGCGCCCCUCCUCUGCCUACCGCGCCAGCAGCGGGGGUCCCGGGGCCGCCCGCUACGGCCCCACGCCGCAGAUCAGCCGCAGCCAGUCGGCCGCCUACUACCCCGUGUCGGAGCACGUGCUGGAGCGCGCCAACGCCAUGCCCCAGUGCCAGCUGGAGUCCCCGGAGAUGGCGCACAUGGCGCGGCGGCCGGUCAGCGCCAACACGGCGGAGAUCAAGCCGCACGUGCCCACGCCCCGGCCCCUCAUCCACUCCCAGAGCGUGGGCCUGCGCUUCUCCCCGUCCAGCAACAACAUCGCCGCCGGCUCCACCUGCAACCUGGCGCCGGGCUUCCGGCCGUCCUCGUCCAUCCAGGGCAUGGAGAUCUCCCUGCAGGCCACGUACGAGCGCGGCUGCGACGACAUCUCGCCCAUCUCGCCCUCGCAGGGCGGCGGGGGGGGGCUGUACCCGGGCGAGGCCACGCGCUCCCGUAACACGCCCUUCAUGGGCAUCAUCGACAAGACGGCGCGCACGCAGCAGCAACAGCAGCAGUACCUGCACCAGCCCUCCCGGCCCUGGGCCAUGACGUCCAUGGACUCGGCCAUCAGCCCCACCUCGCCCGGCCAGCUGGUGCAGCAGGGCUCCACCUACAGCCCGCCCACCUCGCUGGGCAACAUCGCCUACUACAACAAGACCAACAACGCCCAGAACGGCCACCUGCUGGAGGAAGACUACUACUCCCAGUCGCAGCCGUCCUCGCUGGGCAAGCUGGCCAACGGGUCGCGUGGCGGCGGCGGCGGCGGCGGCGGCAGCGGCGGGGACAUCCUGGAGCGCGUGAGCCAGGUGCCCACCUACCCGGACGUCAAGGUGGCCCGGACGCUGCCCGUGGCGCAGGCCUACCAGGACAACAUGUACCGCCAGCUCUCCCGGGACUCCCGGACCCAGGGCCCCAGCUCCCCCAUCAAACCAAAGAGACCCUUUGUGGAGUCCAACGUGUGACGGCCUCGUGUGCGUGUGUGUGUGUGUGUCGCCGGUGCGGGUCGGAGCGGACGGACGCCCGGACGGGAGUGAGAGGAUCGCGAGCAAAAGAGAGGGAGAGAGGGAGAG